Molecule: messenger RNA, 7396 nt
Organism: Anoplophora glabripennis (Asian longhorned beetle)
Lineage: Eukaryota; Metazoa; Arthropoda; Insecta; Coleoptera; Cerambycidae
Gene: Mgtor
Product: nucleoprotein TPR
Exons: 13
Coding region: 183-7118 (2311 amino acids)
Biological process (GO): protein import into nucleus; mRNA export from nucleus
Cellular component (GO): nuclear pore
Molecular function (GO): structural constituent of nuclear pore
Source: RefSeq, a predicted model, not a curated record
GUUUAUUGUCCGUCGUUCAUUACGGCGUCAGUUAAAAUGUUAAGGAUUUGUUUCUGUUAAUGUGUUAAUAAAUGAAUACCGUGUACUUGUAAUAGUGACAAAAUAAUUCCAGUGCAUGAAUAAUUAAAGAAUCUAUAUACAUAUGUAGUCAGAUUAGUAAGUUGUGAAGCAUUCUGUAUAAAAUGGAGCUACCGUCUAUUUUUGUCUCCAUUUUAACUGAGGAAGACUGGCAAGCGGUGCCAGCUGAGGUGGGCAAAAAAAUAGAAAAUUUUGUAAGUGAAAAGUUCGAAGAGUUCAUAACUUCCAAAGCUUUACUGGAAACCAAACAUUUUAACACUGACCAAAGCCUAGGUGAACUGAAGGCUCAAAAUGAGAAACUAGAACAAGAAUAUGAGUCACUGAAGUCUAAGUUAGAAGUAGCCAGUAACACUAUCUCUGAGUACGAGUCCCAACUUUCAGUCUUAACUACCGAUAUUAACAAACUGCAUACCCAAUGUAACAAACUAGAAGCCGAGACUGCCGAGUAUAGGCAUCAACGCAAUUUGGCUGUGGACGAGCGAGAUGAGCACCUUAAAAUGAUUCAACGACGAAACGGGGAAGUGGAAAGGUUGCAGUUAGAAAUAAACACUUUAACAAAGCAACUGGAGAGUGCCGUCAAUUCGAAAUGUGAAGCCCUAGCUCAAGCAGAUGAAGUGGCAUCAAUGAAAAUCAGGCUGGAAUACAGAGAGAAGCGAAUCGAACAGGAGCGCACACUUUUGAACAGCCAGAUGGAGAGCUUAACCCAGGAAUUGAACCAGAGAACAGAGGAACUGCUGAAUAUGAGAAGGGACAACACCUCUAGAUGUAUCCAGCUGGAAACGAAACUGACUGAGAAAAUGCAGGAACUGACGGUGGCUACGGAACAAAUUAAAUCGCUCACGGACUUGAAUAACAACUUGGUGACAAGAAACGAAGAGCUGUCGCAGAAGAUGAUCAAUCAGAGGGAAGUCGAUGCCAAAAUGAAUGAGUCGUACGUUUAUGAGAUCGAGGCUAAGACUAAAAUGGCUAAUGCUUAUAAAUCUAUGUACGAAGAGAGCCAACAGCACUCCGAGGAACUGAAGGAAGCUUUAUCCGAGGUUCAACAAUUAUUGAAAACGGCCACCGAGCAGUACGGCGAACUGGAGACUAAACACAAGGAGUCUCAACUGGCCCACGAGGAGAUUAUCGCGAAGAAAAACGAGUGCAUCGCUAUGUUGAAGAAAGAACUGGAAACGGCCAAUGAACUUUUAGAAAACUUUAAGUCAGACCAGUUGAACCGAGACGUAGAAGGUUUGUCUUCCACUGCGGCGACCGCAUCAAAAUUGAUAAAAUCCGGUCUAUCUUAUUCUGAAGUUUAUUCGAAGUACGUCAACAUCACGGAGCAAUAUACGAACAAAGAGGAGGAAUGUUCCCGCCUAAAUAAUUACAUAUCGUGUAUAGUGAGAGAGAUAGAAGAGAAAGGUCCGCUAAUAAAGAAACUAAGGGAAGACUACAGCAACACCUUGGACGCGAAUGACGCACUGAAAGAGUCUAACGACGCCUUACUGAACGAAGUGCAGCAGCUCCGAGAGGCCAACUCGGAAUGCAAGAGAUUGCAAGGGGUCGCGAUGAGGGAGAACGAACGGCUCAAGAAGGAAGUGACGGACCUCGCCAGGCAAGUCGUUCACUUGCUGCACGAAGUGGAGCAGUCCCGGAUAGGUGGGUCUUCCUCGACGUCCACCGACAACGACCUGAGCGACAGCAUCAGUUCCGCCGACAUAAUCACCAAGAAGCUCGUCACCUUCAAUGACAUCUCCGAACUACAAGCAACGAACCAGAAAUUGCUCGCUCUGGUCAGGGAAUUGACGGAGAGGCAAGAGGAGGUGGAAUCAUUUGACCCGGCGGCCAUAUCCAACUUGAAGAUGAAGCUGGAGGACCUGAGGGAGUCCCAGAACGAGCUCUUGGAAGAAAAGGACAGACAGAACAAGAUGAUGGGGACUUUACGCAACCAGAGGGACAUGUACAAAAAUUUGUACACGCAAGCGAUCAAAGCCACCGGCGAAGAUGUCCCUAUGCAGCUGGAGAGGUCGUUCUUGCCUGAUGGAAGCGAGGCCAAGAUGCAGACGGAUGCGGAAGCCCAAUUGGAGGAGAAAGUGCGAGAGUUGGCGGGCCAGAUCGAGAAGUUGAACAAGCAGGUAGAGCACCUGAAGGAGGAAAACGAGACAUACCGGAAGGAGAAAUCGGCCAACGAGAAGAUCCUCCUGGAACAACUAGACAACAUGCGCGGCGAAGUGAAGGAACUGACCAGACUAAACUGCAAGUUAAGCUCUCACGCCGACGUAAACGAAGAGAAAUUCAAAGUGAUGCAGAACAACACCGAAAUCUACAAGAAACAAAUCACCGCCUUGGAGAAGCAGAACAGGAUAUACAGCGAAGCCAUCAUAAAGCACGAACAGGCCGCCACUUACCUGAAAGACGAGACGUUGCAGUGCCAGACGAAGUUAUCCAAAGCCGAGGUGUUGCUCGGCAAUUUACAGAAGGAAAACGCUCUCCUUAAAGACGCCGAGCAGAGGCUGGUGAAGGAGAGGGAAUCGUGGAAGCGCGAAUCACACCAGCAGAACCUGAUCAAGACAAACAUUGAACUUAUCAAGGCGACACUGGAACGGACCGAUGCCGAGGGGCGACUCAAGCUGGAAUCGAGACUGGACGAGGCCCACAGGGAGUGUUCGGCGCUCCGCAGACGACUGCAAGAGGAACAGGACCACUUCCGGCAGCUGACUGAGCACCUCGAAAAACAAACGCACGAGGCGCAGAAGCGUAUGGAGGAAGAACGGGAACAGGCCGAGAAACUAAGGAAGGAACUGGCAGAAACGAGAGAAGAACUGAUCACCAAGACGGCUCAGAUCGAGGAACUGGGCAAGAAACUCAAAAUGGGCUUGUUCACUGUCGCCGACAGCAAUGCCGAGACGCAAAAGAUCAGGGAGUUGGAAUUACGACUGAGCGACGCCGAAGCGGAGGUCAAUUCGGCGAAGGCAAAACUGAAGACGGCCAAGGAGGCCUCAGAUGAAUACUUCAAUGUGGCCGAGGCAGCGGAGAAACAGGUGAAGGAGAGCUUGGAACAGCAAGAACGCCUGCAACAGGAAAUCGAGAAGCAGAAGGCCCUCGUCAAGGAGUGGCAAGAGAAAUGCUCUGAGCUCGAGGGUGAACUCUCUAUUCAAAUGGACGACCAGGACAUAACGAACGCCGACAUUAAGAGUAAAUCCUCACAGUUACAGGAAGAGCUCGGCGUGAAAACUAUGGACUUGCGAACCGCCAGGGAGCAGCUGGAGAGUGCCAGAUCGGAAAAUAAGUCUCUGAUUGAACAGCUCAAGGCCGUCGAAAAUAAAUAUGCAAGGGAAGUGACAUUGCAUUCAGUCGACUUGCAAGCCCUAACGUCCAUGAAAGAAGAACUAGACAAGGCUCUGGGCGUGACGAAGAAACUUGAGAGCGAGAAGGAACAGGCCGUCGAGGCCCUGACCCAGAAUAAGACGAACUGGGAGGAGCAAGAGAAAAUAUUCCAAAAGGAGAAAGAAGAGUUAGAGAAUCGAUUCAAAGACAUGGACUCUCAGAACAGCCUGUUGCACGACCAAAUCCAGGCCCUCAACACCCAACUCACCAUUCUGCAAAGUCAGGCGUCCGGCGAUCAGAACCAAUCCUUCGGAGACGCUUCAUUCAAUAAAUCUUUCACUGAGGAGGAAGCCAAGUCGUCCGAGCAGCUCCUGAAAAUCGUCAAAUACCUGAGACAAGAGAAGGACAUCGCCGUCAGCAAAGCCGAUAUAAUAGAAGCCGAACACUCUAGACUGAGAUCCCAGUUCGACAUGUUGAACAAGCAGCUGGAAGAAGCGAAGGCAACCGUCGAACUAGAACGUCAGAAGACGGAAGUGACGGUAGUGUCCGCGGCCAAGCACGGCGAGGUGUUACGCAAACUGGAAACCCUGAAUGCUAUCACCGACAGCAACCGCACCCUUCGUCAGGAACGUGACACCCUCCUGACGCAAAUAACCGAACUUAGGGAACGCGCCGAGAGGCUGGAGGCCGAGGUGGCGCCUUUGCAAGAGAAGAACAGGGAUCUAACCACUAAAGCCGACCAGAUGCAGAACGAGAACAUAUCGCUCCGGGCCGAGUGCACCAGGUGGCGUCAGAGAGCGAACAUGCUCAUCGAGAAGACUAACAGGACUAGUCCCGAGGACUGGAAAAAGCUCCAGACCGAGAGGGAGACACUCGCCAAACAACUGACCAUCGAGAGGUCCACCACCACCAAGUUGAACGACGAAAUCAAUAACUUGAAGCAGGACAAGAGUAAGCUGGAGGAGCAACUGAAGAGUCUGAGGGCGCAAAACAACCAACUCUCGGAAGAAUUGUCCAAGACACGCGACGAAGUGAACUCCCUGCAGACGCAGGUCACCCAGUUAACCAAUACGGUCGAUCAGCACAGCACCGAGAUUUUGAAAUACAAAGAAGAGAACCGCUUGCUGACGGAGGACACGGCCGGUAAAGAUGUGACGAUUACCGAACUGAAAGGCAACCUGGCCCAGGUGAGGAAAAUAGCGAAGAAGUACAAGAUCCAGUGUGAGGACCAGCUCAAGGAAAUCGAGGCCUUGAAGCAGCAGGGAGAGCAGAGGGAGAGCGAGCAGAACUCGAAUGCCGAACGGCAGGAACAGCUGAUGCAAGAGCAACGUUCGGAGUUGGAGGAACGCAUCGCCCAGAUGGAGACGAGUCAUAAGGAAAGCAUCGACACGUUGAAUCAACAGGUUUCGAGCACUUCGGAACAAAUAGAAACCUACAAGAAAGAAAUAGAAAAUCUGAAACAAAUAAGCCUAGAGAAGGAGGAGCGGUUUAAGAAUCUGUUCAAGAACGCCAAGGAACGUAUCGUGAGCUUGACCGAACAGAACAAUAACCUUAAGGAGGAGCUCCACAAGCAGGACAGGCCGGCUAGGUCGGACGGGGACGGAGCCGUGGAGGGUACAAGUAAGAACGAGGAACUAUUGGAGAAGAUAGCAGCUCUAGAGAGGGAGAGGGAUGAACUGAACGAGGAGAGGCUGCAAGAAAAGGAGAAGUACACCUCUGAGAUAGACGGUCUUACGCAGAGGGUGAAUCAGCUGCAGAGGCAGUUGGGGCUUCAGCAAGGUUCUAAGCCUACGACCAGUUCCGCGUCUUCUGAGAAGUCGGCCACGGAGAGGCCGACGGCCGAUAUCAAGCCUAUGGCAGGUCACUCGACUAAUACUCAAACCCAAUCAGUCCCUAUUCAACCGUGGCGCAGCGGUGGUGAGCCCCCGUUGGCCAGCAUCAGGCCCAUGUCUGCCCAAUUAAGGACCGUCGCGGUAUUACCGACAAGCCAAAGCCCCAGCGCCGUAAUGGUACCACCACAACAACAGGUUCACACUACCGGAUCGAGCACCAUCGAGGCGUUAUCCAGCAGCCCCACCAGCUCCCACACCGAUUACGUCCCCGCUACGAGCUCGGCUAGUGCCGCCCUCUUGGGGCCAAGACAGGUAGCCGUUCCACCGACCCAGUCCUCCCAGGACGUGGAGGACGAGGAUAACAACAUGCAGGUGCAGACGGCGCCCCAAACUCAAGCCGUCGCCCUCGUACUACCCAGAGUCGAGCCGCCCAGCAGCGGUCCCACUCAGGAACAGGGAACGAGCAGUAGCAGCAGCUCUAACACCGUCACCACGACACAGGCCGGGCUGAAGAGGCAGAGGGACGCGGACACGGACAGCUGCCAGGCCGACGAGCAGGGCAAGACGCAGCAGCAGAGCAAGAGGACCAGAGUUCAGGCCGGCACUGUGAGCGAUAGCGGGCUCGAAGUGGAAUACCAAGUGCCGACAAGCAGCCAGAGAGACCACGACGACGACAACGUUAUCGUGGUCGAGAGUGACGACGAAGGAGGAGCGGAUGAGGGCGAAGGCGCCGACGACGACCAGGAGGAUCCCGAUACGGAAGGCUACGACAUGGAGGGAAUGGAGCAAGACAACUACGAGGACGCCGACUGUCAGGAAGUGGAAGACGAGGAAGAGGCGGGCAACGAGGUGGAGGUCAUAGAGGAUUCCAGCGAAGUGCCGAAUCAGAGCGAGAGAUCCAUCCAGGAGAGCCCAGAGGAGGAGAAUUCCGAGCAGGCGCAAUCCGAAGCCAUUAGCAGUGGAACUGACGGCUCGGGCGGCAUCACCAUAUCGCAGGCUUCCACUUCCGUUUCCUUGACGGUCCCGUCGUUCUCUCGUACCCGACCGGUAGCGCCCUUGCCCUCCAGACAGCAGCAGUCUCACCUGCUCCUGCCGCAGAGCCUGGAAGACGGCGGAGACGACGGCAUAGUACCAUCCACCCCGACGCUGUACGUACCACGGCGUUCGGACGGGUUCGGAGAGGCCGUGAGCUCCCCUCACGUGCCCACCAGCGGCAGGUUUACUUUCAGCGAAUCGGCGCAGUUGAACGUGCCGGGAUCCAGCGAGAUCGUGCCGGAACAGAGCCUGGAGGCGGGCAGUCUGGACGACACCAGUACCGGGCGUAGCGUGCCCACUACCCCUCUGCAGUCAUCGCCACAGGAGGCCGUGCCCGCCGGCGACGAGCAGGGCUCCAGCCAGACGACUCAGUCUGACGCGGAGAUCCCCUCCAUAACGGUGAGCGGCGAGGCGGAUGAAAAUGAAACGGGAGCCGAGGGAAGUUCGGGGGAGUGCAUGGGACCCCCCGGCGUAGCGGGCACUUCCUCCGAGGGGGCCCAGGUCGAACAAGUCGAGGAGAUGCUCGAAGGAGACGACGGGGUGACCUCCGAGGGUGAGAAGACCCUAGCCCCCGAGGACGGAGAGGAAGAGGGUAGGGAAGCGGAGGCUUCCCCGAGCACCAACUCGAGGAUAAGGACGAUGCGGGGCGGUAAUUCCGCUCGUAGGUCUAUGAGAUCCUCUUUACCGCGAGGGAGUAUGGCUAGGUCCGGCCCCACGCCCAUAAUAUGGGGUGACCAGAGGACUUCCCCGCAGAGGCAUCAUCCGCAAGAUCGAGGCAGGGGAGGCCCAUCGCCCAACUUUCAGGCGAGAGCGGUGGCCAGGAGGGCGAGAGGUCGCCUUCAGAGACCUUUCGGGGGACGCUUUUAGAACUGAACUGUUUAAUUAUUAGGUCAUUCCAUAUCCCGUGCAUAUUCUUCAUAUAUUACUUAGAGUAGGACUUUUUUUUAAUUAUUUUUAUGGAAAAAACAUAGGAUUGGCUUUCUUUUUGAUGUUUUUCGCAGGUGUAUAAGUUAUUUUAAAAACGUGUGUGGAAGCAUCUAAAAAGUUUUGUUUUGUGUAUUAUAUAUUAAUCCGAUAGGUUUAGGAGUUUAAGGAGUAGUUUUGAAUGUAAUUGUUUAUUAUAUAAUACACCUAUGAAGUAGUAA